This is a messenger RNA of Rhagoletis zephyria (snowberry fruit fly), 1234 nucleotides long. RefSeq names its product circadian clock-controlled protein-like. The record is from RefSeq and is a predicted model, not a curated record. Gene Ontology annotation, biological process: multicellular organismal reproductive process. NCBI's taxonomy places the organism in Eukaryota, Metazoa, Arthropoda, Insecta, Diptera, Tephritidae.
AGAAGCCGGUCAGUUGCAGUCGUGUUAAAGUGCUUUCGAAAAAACAUAUAGUAAACUAAGAAUUGGAAAUUUGAAAACAAAAACUGUGAAGCAGAAAUUCACUUAAAAUGCAAGUGAAAGAAAUCCUGCGUUGCACAUACAUUUUGGCAUUGUUUUUGUGCUCUGUGGCUGCUCAAGAGGAAUCAUCUACAGCAGCAACAGAAUCGUCAUCAACAACCACAGAUGCAGCAACGGCCACAAAUGCUGCUAAAGGGUUAAGCACUGCAACUUCUACUAUUACUACUACCACUAGUAGCGCUCCUGUCACUUCAGAUCCCGCCAGCAAGAGAACAACGAGUGUUGAGGUGGCCAGUGCUAAGAGUACCAGUGCUGCUGAGGACCCGUCGCAGUCGAAGAAAUAUUUUACAGCCGACGACCUGCCAGUUUGCAAACAAAGCAGUCCAGAAUUCAACAAUUGCGUGAAAAAUCUCUUAGAGGAAUCCAUACGCCGCGUUAAAAAUGGCAACAAGGCGCUGAAUAUUCCCGUAAUCGAUCCUUUCCGCCUCAAUCGCACCACUUUUCAAUACACAAAUGGCAAUGUACGUGGACGUAUUGCCAUGCUAAAUGGACUCACAUAUGGCUUCUCUAAAACGGAAAUCAAAACGCUUGACUUGAAAGUGAUUGAUGGCAAAAUUAAGAUGAAACUACUAUCCCAUGUGCCAGAGAUAAGAGUUGUGGGCAAUUAUAAGGCCGAGCUUUUGCUGAAUAAUGUACAGCUGCGACCAAGGGGCGAAUUCAAUGUGUCAUUGGUUGACGUGGAUAUUGACCAAUUGUACGAGGGUGGCUUCUAUGAGGCUGACGGUCAUCGUUUUGUGCGCAUGACGAAAUUUGACGCUGAACCUAAAGUAAAGGAUUUUAAGCUGUCAGCAAGUGGCCUAUUUCCUGAUCCAACAUUGAAUGAACUGGCGUUGAAUAUUGUGAAUCAAUAUUGGCGUCAAAUAUUUCAAGUUUUCCUGCCCGAAACACGCCAAUAUUGGGGACCAAUGUUGCUGCGGCAAAUCAAUCAAAUAAUGUCUGUUGUGCCAUAUGAUGUUUUUGUUGUAGAUUAGUCUUCAAAAGACAGCAGUAACCGAGUAUGUGCUAAUUCAGUCGGCACAUUAAGUUAAGCAAGUUCGUAGCUUAAGUCUUUUAUUUCAACAGCCGAUUUAUGUACGUUUUGUUGUGAGUAUUCAUUUGUAUAAUAAAAAUUUGUUAA